AUGGCCCUCUAUGGCACCUCUGAUGCAUUGAUGUGCCGGGAAUUUCCAACCACUCUGAGGGGGCUGGCACGAACAUGGUUCAGCCAGCUACGCCAAUCCUUAGUCUCAUCCUUCGACCAACUUGCCGGGGAGUUCGAGCAAAACUUCCUCACCAGCGCAUCACCCAGGGCUUCCAUGACCACCCUGCUCGUGCUAUACCAGUGCGAAGACGAGUUGCUCUCUCAGUUCGUGCCAUGUUUUGCCACCGAGAUUUGGGGUUUUUUGGAUGUUCACCCCUCUCUAAUCUUGCAGGCCUUUCUGAUGGGUUUGAAGCCUUCGAGGUUCUUCUGGUCGCUGAUUGAGAAGCGGCCAACGACCACCUCCGAAAUGCUUCAACGCGCCAACCAAUACAUCGUCGCCGAGGCAUUGGUGGCGGAAAGGCACAUGGAAGGCAAGAGGUCAAGGGCGGAACUGUCCCGAGGAACAACCUCAGUAGCCCCGGCAACACCCCACCGCGAGCUCGGCCGGCAAGAGUUAUUGCUCCCGAGGCCCCGGCCUCUCCCCUUGAAUACGUCCCACACCGAGAUCUUCCUCCAAAUUAAAGAGAUAGGUCUCUUGCAACAACCUCGUCCUAUGAAGGCCACUCACAAAGAUCGAUCUAAAUAUUGUAGGUUCCAUCGGGACUACGGUCAUGACACAGAGGACUAUCGUGACCUCCAGAAUCAAAUAGAGGCACUGAUCCGGAGAGGCCAACUCAGGCAUUACCUCAAAUCCUCGAAGGCGAUUCCACACCCCAAGGGACCCAUCGAGAGACAAAUCGACGUCAUCUUCGAGGUACUAGCGGCCGGUGGCAGUAGCUCUGCGACGAGAAAGGCCUACGCCCACAGCACUGUUGAGAAACAUCCCCGGCCCAAAGUGACCUAG
Musa acuminata AAA Group (dessert banana) is the source of this 903-nucleotide messenger RNA. RefSeq lists its product as uncharacterized. The transcript has a single exon. The record is from RefSeq and is a predicted model, not a curated record. The coding region runs from base 1 to 903 and encodes 300 amino acids. NCBI's taxonomy places the organism in Eukaryota, Viridiplantae, Streptophyta, Magnoliopsida, Zingiberales, Musaceae.